AUGACAGCACCUUCCGGAACAUCGACGAGCAAACGCAUCAAAUUCUUGCUUGGCCAACUUGCUUUACUUGCUGCUGCGUCUCUUCUUCAUAUCAUCAACAACAUUAUCAAUUCGACAUCAGUACCACCACUAUCAACAACUCAGCUCAACAUGCAGUUCUUCAUCUCUACCAUGGCCUUUGUUGCCGCUGCCACCAUGGGCGCCAUUGCUACUGCUCAGGACACUGUCACCGUCACAGUCAUCCCUGCUGAAUGCACUCCUACCACUGCCACUCUCCCCGUCGUCGUCGUUAGCACUACUGUCACUGCUUCCGUCGAGAGCAUCUCUUCUCAGAGCAUCUCAUCCGAUUCCAUCAGCUCCAUCACCAACAUCCCCAUCAGCUCCGUUACAGAGACCGCCUCUACCACUCAUGCCACCUUUGUCGUUGAGACUCCUGCUGUUGAAAGCGUCGCCUCCACUUCUGUCGUUGUCAUUGCCAGUCCCGUCGAGUCCACCUCCAACGGCGCCAUCACUUCCACUCCCACCUCAUCCAAGAUGGUCUCUCCUGUCGCUACUUUGAUUUUGUCCGCCAGUCCUUCCUCAAAGUCGGCCUCUGCUACUGCCUCCGGAAGCGGCGUCGCCUCUGCCACCGUCACUUCAGUCCCUUCCAACGAUGCCACUGUCACCGGCAUGGUUGGCAAGACCGUCAUUCUGACACUCCUCGCCGCCUCCCUCUUCAACUUGGUUUGAUCGCACUGCACUCAAGUCCGCUGUUCUUUGUUGAUGGGCGUUAUUAUGCCGAUUCG
Molecule: messenger RNA, 785 nt
Organism: Aureobasidium pullulans EXF-150
Lineage: Eukaryota; Fungi; Ascomycota; Dothideomycetes; Dothideales; Saccotheciaceae
Exons: 2
Coding region: 1-729 (242 amino acids)
Source: RefSeq, a predicted model, not a curated record